UAACUAAAUUGUUUUAUAUGAAAUAUAUAUUUUGAUAUUAUUAUAUUGAGGUUUAGGUUUUGGUUCUGAGACAGAGUCCAUUACGGAAUCCUAAAAAGCAUAAAAAGGCGCGGUCAACAACAGUAAAUUCAGUGCGGUACAGACUAUUUCAGGUACAACAUUUGAAUACGCGGUUACUUCAUCGAAAUAAGUGACCACUGAAACCCUGACGUUAAGACACUUUUCGAUAUCAGUCUUAGUCCUGGUUGGAUUUCUCUUGGUAGACUGGACGGUAUUGUAAGAGAUGAGGCUGACACUGCUCAUAAUCUUUACGCUACAAUGCUCACCGCAAAGGAACUGAUACACUACGUUGACUUUGAGCAUCCAAACAUCACGUACAUAAAUCCUAAAUACGUGGAGUACUUCAAAAUUACUGCCCUGAGAUACAGCCGUCGAGACCCCAUCCACUACGUAAACUUUCGUUCAAAAAUCUUAACUGCCUUUGGGAACGACAUUGCAUUAACCUUUAAUAUCUACGAGUUCCUGAGCAACGAGUAUCGCCCCAGCAUGGUAGUAAUGCGCUUCAGGCUUUGCGAUUUUUUUUCAGACCAUAAAUAUGACGCAUUUAAGCCUUUCUACAUGAAAUAUUUUAACGCCUCGUCUUGCCCUUUUCCAAAGGGCGAGUAUAGUGUCGCCAACGUCUCCAUUCCGAACUUGCGGCUCCUCUCGACGUUCCCUUUGCAGAAGGGCCGCAUGUUCGUCAGUUACGUACGUGGCGACGAGCGAGUGUUAGAAUUCUACCUUGAUGUGCUGAUCAAACACAGGUUCCUAUGAAUUACUAAGUAUAUGUAUUGACAAGUCGGAUUAAAGAUAGUAAAAACCC
This is a messenger RNA of Cydia fagiglandana, 862 nucleotides long. RefSeq lists its product as uncharacterized. NCBI's taxonomy places the organism in Eukaryota, Metazoa, Arthropoda, Insecta, Lepidoptera, Tortricidae. The record is from RefSeq and is a predicted model, not a curated record. The transcript has 4 exons. Bases 319 to 813 code for a protein of 164 amino acids.